CGAAAAGGGCAAGUUACGAGGGGAAGUCACGGGACCAGGAGGUCGGAAGUGUUUCGUAUAUAUACAUCCGUACCUCACCAUACUUAACCUGGGAUUGAUGGCACCCCCGAUAUCUCUUCUACUUCUUUACUUAUCCUUAUUUCAGCGUCAGUUCAACGGCAACUUAACGUCAAUUCGACAUCUAAUCUAUCAUGGCAGAAGCUCGUAUCCUCGCGCAUAUGAAUAAAGACCACUAUGUCUCCGUGGAGGACUAUUUGGUGGUAUACGGUAAGGUGACUUCAAUUGAAAAGGUUUCAAACGUCAAGAUGACCGAGAUCUCUUUGGACCAUAUGACGAUUACGUUCAACUAUAAGGAGGUUGAAUAUUCCUUGGAGAAAGUUAUACCAUUUGAGCCUCCUUUAAAGGACUUGAAAGAGGCACGUGAAAGAUUGGUUGAGAUGGCAAGAUUCGCAGCAAAGGAACGCGGAUUCUCGCCAUUCCAGAUUAAAGAUUUCACUUACCCUGGACUUCGUAAUAGAUUGCUGAUAUCGUUGAUCUAUCUACCUGCAAUUACCCAUUUCGCACCUGAUCUAAUCAUCAAUCCAACUGUUAGAGGCUUCAUUGGAGACUCGUUUGGUGACUGGUUGGUGAACAACUCUCUAAACAUCACUUGGUUAACCCUGGGUAUUCAUGCCCUGGAAUCAUUGUUUAUCAUGAGACCAAAGUUGAACCACUUCAGAGUCCCAAGGGACUACCAAUUGGAGUGGUACGUGUCUUCUAUCAUCGAGGGCUUCCCUGCAAUCCGCAGAUUUAACAAGCUCGUUGAAGAGAAAACCCACUAAAACAACGGUUCGGAGAUUGCGGUCAUAACAUGGUCUUAUCGGGAGAUAGUAGUUUUAACAUUACAUAAUAUCUUACGUAAUCGAUGAGCUUACGUGCAAAAAAAAUUUCCCGUUAUGUCUUCAUGAUCAUCUUCUUUUAAUACACAUUUCCAGUCUCUUACUUUCGUACAAAGCAUGGCACCAAGACAGUCAAAGACAGCUAAACGUUCUGCCAAACAGAAUGGACAGCGUGAUAUCCAAUCAGAGGUUUUCAAAGACUCACACGCUCGUAACAGAUUGGCUAUAGAGUCAAACCAAACUGAAAAGUCCAAGGUACGUAAACCAAGCAAGAGUAAAGUCAAGAAGGAGCAGGCUUUGAUACGGUUGUACGGUA
This is a messenger RNA of Williopsis jadinii, 1194 nucleotides long. RefSeq lists its product as uncharacterized. The record is from RefSeq and is a predicted model, not a curated record. The transcript has a single exon. Lineage: Eukaryota; Fungi; Ascomycota; Saccharomycetes; Phaffomycetales; Wickerhamomycetaceae. Bases 192 to 821 code for a protein of 209 amino acids.